GCACCUUCGUCCUUCGUCCUUUUGCACCCCGUCCUGACGCUUCGCGGCUUCCCAGUCGGUAGGCCCACUGGGCUGGACUGUGGACACACUGGACAGGGACCUCAUGGACUGCAUCCCAUGCCUCCACCAGCAACGGCAGCACCCUCACAGUCACACUCGGUCACUCACACACACCCGUAGAUACAAACGUGCACCUAGACGCAUGCUCGAGGCAGGUCGACGUACUGAGACGGACCGGACUAGCCCACUAGGGCGGCUGCAAGAGCACAUACCCGACUCUCCAUGGAUCGAUGCAGGAGAAGGAGCAUCAACACCAGCCGGAGGCAACAUCUCACCUCACGGACAUCCCACGCCGAGAAAAGCACCAAGAACCUCGGGAAGUAGGAUAUCCUGGUGAGAGAUGUUCCUGAAGCAGCAGCUUCUCCUCAUCCUCGGCAACACUGUCCAUAUGGCAGUGUAGGUAGGCAGGUAGGUACGUACGGAUACCUCUGACGGGAAAACAAAAAGAAAUCGAUUCGGUACGUACCUUUGACUUG
Messenger RNA from Colletotrichum godetiae, 536 nucleotides. RefSeq lists its product as uncharacterized. The transcript has a single exon. Lineage: Eukaryota; Fungi; Ascomycota; Sordariomycetes; Glomerellales; Glomerellaceae. The record is from RefSeq and is a predicted model, not a curated record. The coding region runs from base 104 to 397 and encodes 97 amino acids.